This is a messenger RNA of Aspergillus caelatus, 1061 nucleotides long. RefSeq lists its product as uncharacterized. The record is from RefSeq and is a predicted model, not a curated record. The coding region runs from base 106 to 762 and encodes 218 amino acids. Lineage: Eukaryota; Fungi; Ascomycota; Eurotiomycetes; Eurotiales; Aspergillaceae. The transcript has a single exon.
GGAACUUGCACGAUCCCCCUCCAUUUAACAAACUUACGGGCAAUUUCAAUCAUAUCAUUUUUGCAUAGUAAACUUCUGUAAAACCACACCUGUGGCAUCACGAUCAUGGCAUCCAACAAUACUCGGGUUCUUGCCAUUUCUCUGCACCUCCAACCAUGGUUUGACGAGAUGUAUGCUCCGCUUCUCACGGCCCUGCGGUCAAAAGCGGAAUUUCAGCGUGCUGAAACCACAACGUCAGCCAUUCAGUUCUUAGCACAACAUCCAGAACUUUCAGUCAUACUCAUCACGGAUGAAGCCCUGACCCUCCCCAAGAACAAGGCUGUCUGGGAAGCAGUUCUAGAGUAUGUCCGUCGCGGGGGCACGGCCGUUAUCAUGGGCCACUUUCCCUCAUUUGUUCGACCGAACAGUCUGAAACCAUUUUUCUCCCAAGCAGGUCUGAACUGGGAAACUGGAUCCUACCACAGGACAACCCUGGCAAUAAACCAAACCGCGGUUGGCGUCGCUAAUGCCCAGAAGCUGCCACAGAGAUACAGUCAGAAGGCUGUGUUCGUGAAGAACGUCGUACCAGGCGAUAUGUGGUACAAAACGGACGAUGACUCGGUGGUUGAGUCUCUGGUCUUCUCGCCAACGAGUGUGAAUACGGCUGGAGAGACUGCCGUGGCGUUGGCUAACGUUGGUAGGGGAAAGCUAGGGUAUGUCGGUGACGUGAAUGCGGAGGAAGGUUCUAAUGCUGUUAUUCUUGCGAUGUGUGGAUUGUUGUAGCAAGGCGGGCGGUAUAAGUCCGACGGAUAGGUCAAGCCACGAUUCAGGAACCACUGUGAAAGGAUGGAUGAACUUCUGAGCGAUCAUGUUGAGCUACUCCUGCAUGCUGUCUUACGCUGCUUUAACCUUUGGCGUACUAGAUAUUACAGUAUGGGAUAUAGCUUUCUCUUAUUUGUUUCACUGACUCUGUACCCACAACAAAGAUACGACCGCACGGGCUUUAUGAAAGGUUGAAGCCUCGUCCCUCAAUAGUCCUAUACCGAAUAGAACUAGAUACUUGUUUGAUGUCACCUCUAUCG